AUGUUAUCGGACGAUCAGACACCAAAUUCUUUAAUCAACCGACCAGUUUUCCGCCAGGUCAUAAUCAUCGGAGCCGGAACGGCCGGUCUGUCAGCCGCUUAUCAAUUAAAAAAAUCGGGUUUUAAAAAUGUUCUCAUUUUGGAAGGUCAAGAUCGUGUUGGUGGUCGUAUUCUUACCAAUUAUCUUGAUGAUAGUUUUUCGAAGCCAUUAGAUAUGGGUGCUUGUUGGAUACAUGGUCUUGAAAAUAAUCCCGUCUAUGAGUUAGUACAACGUGAACAAUUUCCAUCACAUACGGGUACAAUUCUUACUUAUGAUAUUGGAAUGUGUGUCGAUGAAAAUGGAAAUGAAAUACCAAAUAGUUUACAUGUUGAAGUUGAUCAAUUUUUUGAGAGUUUAGCACAAGAUAUACGUGAUUUAUUUCAAUUAGAUUCAAUAAAUAAUAAUCAAACAUCAUUGGUUGAUAAACGUUUAAUAAGUGAAAGUUUUCAAAAAGUAUUUUCUGAAAAAUUUCAAAAGUUUUUAAAUUUGAAUGGUGGUGAUGGUGAAACAAGACGAUUAAAAUUGAAACUAUUACAGAGACGAUUCGAUCAAGAAACGGGAGAAUGUGGUUGUAAUAGUAUGGAUCAAGUUAGUCACUAUGAAUUUGGCUCUUAUCAACGUCCAAAAGGUCCUGAUCUUGAGUUUCCAUGUGGUUAUGGUUCAUUAAUUCGUUAUCUUCGUUCAUUAAUACCUGAAAAUUGGCUAUGUUUUGAAAAAUUUGUCGAAAAUAUUUCAUGGUAUAAUAAUGAUCAACGUAUUAAAAUUGAAUGUGCAACAGGUGAACGAUAUGAAUGUGAUCAUUGCAUUGUAACAAUACCCUUAGCUUGUUUAAAAUGGAAUUAUAAAAGUUUAUUUACACCCGCAUUACCAGCUUGGAAAACAGAAGCUAUACACAAAUUGGAUAUGGGAACGGUUGAUAAAAUCUAUUUAUUUUAUGAUAAUUUGGAUUUUAUUAAAGGUGAUAGUUUGGCUAUUAUUUAUGACAAAGACGAUAAUAUUGAUAUAAAAAAAGAAUGGUAUAAGAAAAUUUUUUUAUUUAUGAAAGUGUAUGAUAAUGUUUUACUUGGAUGGAUAACGGGUGAUGAAGCUAUUUAUUGUGAAGAUUUGGAUGAAACGUAUAUUGGCGAUGUUUUAACAAAUGUAUUACGAAAAAGUUUAAAAAAUUCAUCAAUUCCAAAACCAAAUAAAGUUAUACGAACGCAAUGGUUUUCAAAUCCCUGUUCACGAGGUUCUUAUUCUUACGUACCAGUAGGAGCUACAUCAAAACAACAUAUUAAAGAUUUGUCAAGACCGUUAUAUGUCAAUAACGUGCCAAAACUUCUUUUUGCUGGCGAAGCAACUCAUAAGAAUUAUUAUUCAACUGUACAUGGUGCCUAUAUUACUGGUCAACAACAAGCGGAAAAUUUAAUUAAAUUUAUUAAAAAUGAUGAAAAAUUAGCAAGGCAAUCAGCAAAAGAUAUGUUAACAAAAGUUAUUUUUGAUAUAAGUGAGCCACCCUGA
Messenger RNA from Didymodactylos carnosus, 1539 nucleotides. NCBI's taxonomy places the organism in Eukaryota, Metazoa, Rotifera, Eurotatoria, Philodinida, Philodinidae. The record is from the annotation of a GenBank genome assembly.